UGGGCUACUUCCGUGUAAAUAAUCUCCUGACACAGUCCAUAGUUCUUCAACACCCUUGCCUCUUGCCAGACCACCUGUCGCUAUAGUCAUGUCUCAGACGCCGUCACACGUGGAGGAAUGCAUCAAAGACUACAAGUACAUCUUUCGGCCGGAUUUACUCAGGGGAAAAGUUGCUUUUAUCACCGGGGGAGGAACAGGGAUAUGCUUCACCAUUGCAGAAGUCUUUAUGAGACAUCAGUGUGAUACAGUAAUAUGUAGUCGCAGGAUGGACAAAUUGAAGGAAUCUGCAGAGACGUUGUCCAAGGCCACAGGUCGGAGAUGUGUCCCGGUACAGAUGGAUGUCAGGAAACCGGAAUCCAUUAUAAAAGCUGCAGAGUCAGCACUCACAGAGUUCGGCAGAAUAGACUACCUAGUGAAUGGUGCGGCUGGUAAUUUUCUGUCACCUAUAACUGGACUGUCCUUUAAUGCUUUCAAAACUGUAAUGGAAAUUGAUGCUCACGGCACGUUUAAUGUCAGCAAGGUCAUCUACGAGAAAUACAUGAAGGAUCAUGGCGGAGUAAUGAUUAACAUCACAGCCACAAUACAGACCCGCGGAACAACACUCCAGGCUCAUGCCGGAUCAGCUAAGGCGGCCAUAGAGGCAAUGACCAAACACAUGGCUGUGGAGUGGGGGAUGGAUGGAGUGAGGGUCAUGUGUGUGGCACCAGGACCAAUUUCAGACACGGAGGGUAUGAGACGACUAGGUGGUAGGAGUAUUACUGAUGACUAUGUGCAGAGUAUACCGAUACAAAGAAUGGGAAAGCGUGAGGACAUCGGCAAUACUGUCCUUUACGUGGUCAGUGAUGCUGCUCAGCUGGUUACCGGGACAGUCAUCGUAGCGGACGGGGGAGAAUGGCUCACCUCCUCCAACGACUACAACCAGAGGAAGAGACUGCUGCAGAAGAAAUCACAUCUAUAGACCAAUGUUUCUAGAUAGCUGAAAGGAUGUGUUAAAAAUGAUAUAUUUGUUUGUGUAUAGUCUCGUUUCUUGCCAGUACAAUACCAUUACAACAGAAAAAAAUCAUUUCCCCAAAAAACUCUGUUUGAAAUUCUAUCGUGGAGUCAGAUUAAAACAACUGGCCUCCGAGCUUAAUCAAUAUUAUAACCAGUUACACACAAGGAAAGGAACUUAUACAAGGCUCAAACCUGUAUGGUUUGAUUCAUGAAGAAUAAAACAGUCUUCAUGCAACCUGUCUUCACCCCUAGCCUCCAACCCUAUAUUUCUUCCCCUCUACCCCACCCCCUCCUCAUGGGAUCCCACGUUACAUUAUUUUGACCACAGCUUAUUCAGCCUCGAUCUCUACCGCCAAAUCCCUCAACAUUUAAUCCAGGAUUACAGUAUUACACAGUUAAAAACCAAUGGUGCUAUAAUUAGUUUGUAUUCACAUUCCAGACUAUGUUCAUGUGUGUUUGUGUCAAAAUCAUUUGAUUGCUAGUUCUGUAGUUGUGUUAUUACGUAGAUAAAGUAUAUAUCGAAGCAUGUUUUGUUGUGUGUCUGCGGUCAGUACACUAUCACACUUAGGUAGUGUACUAUUGGGUGAAACAAGUCUAUCAACAAACAUACACCACCUCUUGAUUACUUGUUGAGAGAGCAGUUCUUGUAAUUUAUGCUAUCAGUGGCCUGAUGAGAGCUAAGGAUCAAAAUUAAAAAAAAAAAAACAUUCUUGUGAAGGAUAUGCUUUGGAAUCUUUUCAGUUGAAAUUUGCAUAAUACAUACAUACAUUCAUACAUACAUACAUACAUACAUUCAUACAUACAUUAAUAUAUUCAUACACUGUGUUUGUUGAAGACAACUCAGCCAAAGACAUCCCUGUUAAAAAAAAUUGAGACAUUCCUAUCGAUAAACUUGAUGCUUUAACCUAUUUUGUUUUGUCUGGAAGUCUAGAUAAUUCAAAUUCUGUUUUAGGUGUACAAAGCCAUCAACAUUGGUAAUUUUGACACUUGGGAGCCUUUCGUCACAUUGGUUCAGUUUUCAUUAAUGUAAACUGUUUGUGUAAAAUUUAAAUUUAAAAUAUGAAUAUUUAGAAUGCUAUGCCUUAAGGCUAUUCAUUUAAUUAUGAAAAAACACCAUAUGGCGUUGUAUUGCAUUUUUUUUUUAUAUAAAUAGAACUUCAUGCCCAAACCUAUAUAUAUUCAGAUUUUUUAUUUGUAGAUUUCUCCAAUCUUUGAGCUCAGGAAACAUAAAAAGUAUACAAACAUAUAAUGAUUUGGUUAGUACCUAUAAUUUUUAUGUUACAGUGACAAUUAUUGUUGAAAUUAAAGCAGACUGUGAUAUAUGAAAGCUGUUUGUAUCAGAUAAUAAAGUGAUUUUUGAAAU
Molecule: messenger RNA, 2356 nt
Organism: Mizuhopecten yessoensis (Yesso scallop)
Lineage: Eukaryota; Metazoa; Mollusca; Bivalvia; Pectinida; Pectinidae
Product: peroxisomal 2,4-dienoyl-CoA reductase-like
Exons: 8
Coding region: 89-958 (289 amino acids)
Biological process (GO): fatty acid catabolic process
Molecular function (GO): 2,4-dienoyl-CoA reductase (NADPH) activity
Source: RefSeq, a predicted model, not a curated record